AACAGUGCAUGUUCUUCACCUUUACGUUCCAGCAAUGCAUUUGUAGCUACCGUAGUAGAGAGUCUAAUAUUCGCUAGUUUCUUUGAAGGUACUUUCUGUCCUCUAGGGAUUGUCUCUCCCGUGACUAUCUCAAGGACUCUUCGUAUACCCUCUGUAGGAGCAUCACUGUAAUUACCAGGAUCCUGUGAUACUUAGGAUAAUCUAUAAGUCUACAACGAGAAUAUAAUUGAGAACCUACACAAUUUAAUGACGAGUUCCUCUUGCUUACCGUCUUUGGUGUACUUCGCCAGCAAAUCAGUGAAAGUACCGCCGCGAUCUGCGGAAACGCUAAUUGAUCUAUCUGCUAUUGACAUUUCUUAUCUAAAUGGGGGUAUGUUGUAAAGAAGUGAUAAGCGAUAUCAGUGCAUCACUUAUGAAAUAAAAAUCAACCGAUGACGUGCAUUGGAUCAGAUGUCCUUUCACCUGCUGCACCCUGACACUUUAAUGAACUCUCUAAGCGAGGUAUAAUCAGUUGUCGGAUUUCCUAUCAGCAACUUCGUUAUCAAGAAAAUUCCGUUAUCAGUUACUCUUAUCUUACGCGAUUUAUAUCAUCCACUUAGAAAUGAACGACGAGAAAGAGAAAGACAAUUCCAUAAUUGUGGAAUCAUUAAACAUUAAUGAUAAUGAAGAGGAUCUCGCAAAUGUCCUCAUAGAUCCAAAAGAAGAGGCCUCAUUGUUGAGAAAACUUGACUUAUUCAUUUGUCCAGUUUUGGGUUUCUCAUACUUUCUUUCCUUUCUAGACCGCUCCAAUAUAGGUAAUGCUGCCUCGGCUGGUAUGUCCGAGGAUCUUAACUUGCCCAGCAAUGGUAUUAACGUAGCGACGUCCGUUUUCUACGUUCUCUAUGUUCUUCUUGAAAGUCCAAUGUCAUCAUUAAUGAAGAAGAUACCAAUCAGACCUAUGAUGGCUACCAUUAUGGUAUGUUGGGGCGCAGUUGUCAUUGGUAGUGGAUUCCAGAAAAAUUUCGCUACAUUAGUAGCCCUUCGUAUAGUAUUGGGUGCAUUUGAAGCUGGUUUGUUUCCAUGUUUGGCAAUUUACAUCACACUGUUCUACAGAAGAUCCGAAAUCAGUUUCCGAACCGCAAUGCUCUUCGUUGCUGCUGCCAUUUCGUCUGCUUUUGGUGGUUUAAUUGCGUCAGGUUUACUCAAAUUGAACGCUGGCGGAUUAGUAGGAUGGCAGUGGCUUUACGUAGUUGAAGGAAUUAUUACAAUGGUAUGGGGUAUAGCUCUUUACUUCAUCAUGGCCGAGUCACCCGAGACAGCUUGGUACCUCAACGACAGGGAGAAAUACCUGAUGAAAGUACGUCAAGCGAAAGAGAAAGCAUACCUCCAUAUGGGUGACUACAAGACAGAGGUCAAAAAGUUGUUCAAGGAUCCAGCAAUUUACUUCUCAUGUUUGGCUCAACUUGGAGCUGAUACAUGUCUUUUUGGUUACAGUGUUUUCUUGGUUCUGAUCAUCAAGGGUAUGGGAUUUGAUACGACAAGAGCUAAUCUCUUGUCUGCUGCAAAUUACGGAUGGGCAGCUAUUGUCUAUGUAGCUUGCGCAAUGGUAGCAGAUAGGUACCACCAUCGUAUUCCGAUGCUUGUAGUUGCAAGUUUGAUUACUAUCACUGGAUACGCUAUUCUUUUAGGCGUAACUGAUGUCGUUGGUGCGGAGUACUUUGCAUGUUUCUUAGUUGGAACCGGUAUAUACGUAACGGUCGGUCUAAACCUGACAAUGUGGAAUUCUAACUCAAGUGGUGUUACAAAGCGUAGUACAGGUAUGGGAAUGAACCAAUCAAUUGGAAACAUAGGCGGUAUUAUUAGUGGUCAAAUAUACAACACCAACAAAGUUGGACACGCUGUUAGUCUGGCGUUUAUGGCCUUGGCUUGCUUUAUGUAUUUCGUAGAGUUCGCCUGGUGGUCAAGGCAAAAUAAAAUAAAGGCCAAUCUCACUGAGGAAGAGAAAGAUGAGAUGGACAGGCAAGGCGUUACAGGAGACGCUCAUUACGAUUUCAAGUAUGUUAUGUAAAAUUUUGUAACCCAUAUAGAAACGACUUUUUAAA
Molecule: messenger RNA, 2081 nt
Organism: Wallemia mellicola CBS 633.66
Lineage: Eukaryota; Fungi; Basidiomycota; Wallemiomycetes; Wallemiales; Wallemiaceae
Product: MFS general substrate transporter
Exons: 2
Coding region: 602-2047 (481 amino acids)
Biological process (GO): transmembrane transport
Cellular component (GO): membrane
Molecular function (GO): transmembrane transporter activity
Source: RefSeq, a predicted model, not a curated record